CCCCACCCCCACCUCACUCCCCCUACCCGGACCUCUUUUCUAUUAACUGAGUGUUCACUUGGGUGAUUACCCCGAGAAAAACACAAGCACCAAAGGUGCAAAACUCUGCAUUUCCGCUAUCCACAAAGAGAAAGAGAGAGAGAAGAAACGAAGAAGGAAAGCCAAUGGGAGAGGAAGAGAAGAAACCGGAGGAGGCCAAGCCGGCGCCGGCACCGGAGGAGAAGAAGGACGAACCCCCGAAGGCUCCAGAUGACAAGAAACCCGACGCCGCGGAGCAGCCGCCCCCGCCUCAGGAGAUCAUCCUCAAAGUCUACAUGCAUUGCGAGGGCUGCGCUCGGAAAGUCCGCCGCUGUCUCAAAGGAUUUGAUGGUGUGGAGGAUGUGACGACGGAUUGCAAGACGAGUAAAGUGGUGGUGAAAGGAGAGAAAGCAGAUCCGCUCAAGGUUUUGGAGAGGGUUCAGCGGAAGAGCCACCGCCAAGUCGAGCUCAUAUCGCCGAUUCCGCCGCCGCCUGCGCCGGAGGAGGCUAAGAAGGCUGAGGAGAAAGAGCCGCCCAAACUUGAAGAGAAGAAAGAGGAGCCACCUGUGAUUACAGUGGUGUUGGGAGUCUACAUGCAUUGUGAAGCUUGCGCUCAAGAGCUCAAAAAGCGCAUCCAAAGAAUGAAAGGAGUGGAGAGUGUCGAGCCGGAGCUGAAGAGCUCACAAGUGACGGUGAGAGGAGCGUUGGAUGCGGAGAAGCUAGUCGAUUACGUGCACAAGAGAACCGGCAAGCACGCCACCGUCGUGAAAGUGGAGGCGCCGCCGAAGAAGGAGGAGCCGGAGAAGAAGAAGGAGGAGAAGGAGGAGAAGAAGGCGGAGGAAGCCGCCGCGGCCAAGAAGGACGAAGCCAAGAAGGACGAAGACAAGAAGGAAGAAGGCGAAGCGCCGGCAAAGGCUGCGGCUGCGGCUGCGGCGGAGGCGGAGGCGGCGGAGGAGACGAAGGUGGAGUUGAAGAAGAACGAGAUGCAGCACAACUACUUCUACCCAAACUACUACCAGCAUCAGCAGCAGCAGCAGCAGGUGUACCCGCAGAGAUUCGUGCAGGAAUACCAGCAUGAAUAUCCAUCGCCGCAGAUGUUCAGCGACGAGAAUCCGAAUGCAUGUAGUGUGAUGUGAUGGUGAAAGGGAGGGGCAAAAUGGGGAAUUCAUGUGAGCCACAUGGGUAACUGUCCCAUGAGGCAUGAGGUUUCUCAAUCUUGUUGUGCUCUACAUGUGGCCCUGUCUGGCCCCUCACACUAUAAAAUCUACAGACCCCAACCUCUGUAGAAUUCUCUUUUUCUUACCUUUGUUUAAUCUUUGUUACAUACCAUCAAAUAAUCAAAUAAUCAAAUACUA
Salvia miltiorrhiza (redroot sage) is the source of this 1373-nucleotide messenger RNA. RefSeq names its product heavy metal-associated isoprenylated plant protein 7-like. The coding region runs from base 165 to 1154 and encodes 329 amino acids. Lineage: Eukaryota; Viridiplantae; Streptophyta; Magnoliopsida; Lamiales; Lamiaceae. The transcript is spliced from 5 exons. Gene Ontology annotation, molecular function: metal ion binding. The record is from RefSeq and is a predicted model, not a curated record.